Canariomyces notabilis is the source of this 2408-nucleotide messenger RNA. Its product is annotated as mitochondrial division protein 1. Gene Ontology annotation, biological process: mitochondrial fission; peroxisome fission. Gene Ontology annotation, molecular function: protein binding. The coding region runs from base 270 to 2249 and encodes 659 amino acids. Gene Ontology annotation, cellular component: mitochondrion. NCBI's taxonomy places the organism in Eukaryota, Fungi, Ascomycota, Sordariomycetes, Sordariales, Chaetomiaceae. The transcript has 4 exons. The record is from RefSeq and is a predicted model, not a curated record.
CGUGGAUUGCAAGGCUAGCAAUUCUGCGCCGCAUGAACGUGAUGUGCUGUAGGGUAGUAGUUACUUCCACUGAUCAUCCACCUCACGACCUCUUUGCCAGUGACAUUCCGCGUCGCUUCCGACGAGAUUAACGUUACAAACCCCACGAUCCGUAACAUCAUUUGAGCUGCCUGCCGGGCGCUCAGCUGUCCGUAUUCCGCGUCUGAAAUACGACGUCACCAAUUUUUGAUCUCGAGUGGACACUGCAACUUUUUCACCUAUGCCGACGAAUGGCAGACCCCGGACGCAAGGAUGACUACGCCGACCUCGCGUCGUUUGACGACGAUUCGUCGGUCAUAUCUACACGAGGGCUCGAAGCAUUCAGCCGUAAAGUAACCUCGACCGCAAGCCAUUUGAUGGGCCCGCGUUCCUCUGAUCCCACUUCGAAUCCCCAUUACCACAGCGCCAUGAGCGAGGUGUCGAGACAGCUGCGGAAGCCGGCGCUGCAGCGGAGCAUGCUCUCAAUGGCACGCACGACGCCAACGGACCUCGUACGAUCGCGCCUAUCCACCAAGGAGAUCCAGUCACGUGCGCUAUCGUACGUACCUGAUGAGCUGCUGAAGAACAUACCCGAGAACGAGAACACGUAUUCCUUAUUCCAGGGCUUUCAAGCGAGUUUUCCGGACUUUACCGACGAGGGCAAAAAGCACAGGCGGCGUGUUUCGCGCGGGAGGAAGUUGCUCGACGAAGGGCCCACGACGCCCGAGGGGAGCCCCGAGGCUGUGCACAAGCUGAGAAAGGAGAAGGCUUCCAUGAUGCACCAGCUCGAAAUGCUUGGCAUCCGCAAGAAUAUGGCGAGUAGCGAGAUACGAGAGAUCGAUGCCAAGAUAGAGAACCUGACGGGCAUGCGCCGGAUCAUCUUGGAUAGACUGGCGAACCUGGAGAAGGACGAGGCGCUACUUGAACACGACAUUGUUGAGCUCGAAGGCAGGUUAGAAGAGGCGCAGCAUCUGGCAGCCGAAGUCGAAUCAGUAGCCCUUCAUACCCCUACCAAAUCGGAUGAUGAUCUGGCGUCGGAACGAGGCGAUGCCGGAGGGUUCAUGUCGCAGUCCAUCUACGAGAAACUCCCUUCGGCAACCAGCACGCCUUCCAAGCGGAAAGGGCGAAAUAUUCGGCGCAAAUCGAUGCCGAUACUGCACGAGCACUUCAAGCCCGGUACCAUGAUCCGCUCGAUGCGCGCGCACCAGGACAACAUCACUGCGCUAGAUUUUGACGCCCCCUUUGGUCUGAUGGUCACUGCUGCAAUGGAUGACUCGGUCCGGGUGUGGGAUCUGAACGCAGGGCGCUGUAUCGGGAUGCUGGAAGGUCACACGGCAUCCGUACGAACGCUACAAGUCGAGGACAACUUCCUCGCCACGGGAUCCAUGGAUGCCACGAUUCGACUGUGGGACCUCAGCAGAGCGCAUUACGACCCUCAAGGCAGCUCUUUUGGCAGGGAUGAGGAGGAUGACGGAAUGGCAUUCGAAAACCCGGACGACCAGCCAGUGGAUCCGCCCGCCGGCAGCAUGGCUGACUGCCCCCUCUUCACGCUGCAAGCUCACCUCAACGAGAUUACAGCACUGCACUUUAGGGGCGAUGUGCUUGUCUCGGGCUCUGCUGACAAGACCUUACGACAGUGGGACCUGGUGAAGGGACGGUGCGUGCAGACGCUGGACGUCAUGUGGGCGGCGGCGCAGGCGUCAGUCCUUGCGCCGGCCGGCGACAAUACCUGGCGGCAGACCAGCCGGGCUGCAGACGCCUCGGCUGAUUUUGUCGGCGCGCUGCAAGUGUUCGAGUCAGCAUUGGCCUGCGGCACGGCGGAUGGCAUGGUGCGGUUAUGGGACUUGCGCAGCGGGCAGGUGCAUCGCAGCCUUGUGGGCCACACGGGGCCGGUGACGUGCCUGCAGUUUGACGAUGUCCAUCUUGUUACGGGCAGUUUGGACAGGAGCAUACGGAUAUGGGACCUCCGCACUGGGUCAAUCUACGACGCUUACGCGUACGACAAUCCAAUCACGAGCAUGAUGUUUGACACGCGUCGCAUCGUCUGCGCUGCGGGCGAGGAUGUGGUCAAGGUGUACGACAAGGUGGAAGGGCGGCACUGGGACUGCGGCGCAGGCAUUGUCGAGGCUGAGGAAGCCAAGACGCCUGCCAUUGUCGAACGUGUUCGUAUCCGAGAUGGCUAUAUGGUUGAGGGCCGGCGUGAUGGUGUCGUAGGGGUCUGGACGUGCUAGGCCAUGGCCCGAAAUAUGUCCGUGUACAUACCUGUCUGCAUAUCUGUAUGUGUGACUAGGAUGCGGGCGGUCGUGGGAGGGAGGAGGAAUUUACUCGUACAUAACGUUACAAUUAUACUAGAACUAUGAAAAAGCACUGAGGCUAUAAGGUUAACAACG